This is a messenger RNA of Danio aesculapii, 9076 nucleotides long. RefSeq names its product unconventional myosin-XV-like. The coding region runs from base 36 to 8435 and encodes 2799 amino acids. NCBI's taxonomy places the organism in Eukaryota, Metazoa, Chordata, Actinopteri, Cypriniformes, Danionidae. The record is from RefSeq and is a predicted model, not a curated record. Gene Ontology annotation, cellular component: myosin complex; cytoskeleton. The transcript has 64 exons. Gene Ontology annotation, molecular function: ATP binding; protein binding; cytoskeletal motor activity.
AUAUAGUGGAAGACGAAGCUGAGCCUGAAGAAGAGAUGCCCUCAAAGUCAACAGAGCGUUUAGUGGCCCGGAAAAGAGGCAUGGCAACAUUGCGCCGUGUUUCAGGAUGGAUUCAGAAGAAAAUACCAAAAAGCAUUCAUGUUCGAAGAAAACUAUCGGCUGUCACCCAAGCAAUCGGGGUCUCAAAAUGGCUCCCUGCUUUGGCACUGAAGAAGAAGGGUAGCAGAGACAAGAAAAAGAAGAAUAUCAUCCGACAUAAGAUGCUUAUGAAAAUGUCAAGUAAUGGGAAAUCAAAGAAGGAAGAAUCAACCUCAAAAGAUUCCAAGAAUGAAGAGGGUACUACAGCUCAUCCCCAGGAAGAGUCCUCUGAUGACCCUUGUUCAUCUCCACAAGAUGUAGAGGAAAAGGCUAACUCGGGAGAUGCCAAAUAUGCAAUUGUGUUACCAAGAAUGAACAAAAUUGGCAAGGCAAAGGAAGCCACCGUUCCAUUGACUGGCACCAGCACAGGCAAUGAAGGCACCACAGAGCGUAAACCACCAAAGCCAGGUGCUCGUCUGGUUCUUCCAGUCAAGCCAGACCUUAGCCUGCUAAAAUCUGUUAAGAAAAGCACUCAACUGAGUGGCAGUGGUAAGACUGACGGCACAAAAUCUCAAGGGAUUGAGAGGCAAACAGAGAUUAAAGCAGACACAAAAGAGCCAACAUCAGGCAUCAAAGAGGGUACAAGCAUACUACAAGCCGCCAAGGGAAAACUUGGGGGAUCGCAAGUAAACCUCACCAAGCUGCCCAUGUCUAAAUCUUUACUUAAUGGUGUAAGUGCAGGACAGAGCAAAGAAGUGGAGAGGAAUCUAAGGAAGACAACGGUACCAGUAGAACCAGAGACAUGGAGGGAUGCAGGAAUCAGACCUGCCUAUGAGGAGGAUGUAGACCGAGAGGUGGCAGAACUGAUGGGUGAGGGUCUUUUGCCCUCCCCAAUGGAGAUGCACUGGGCGCAGACUCAGCAGAUGUGUGGGGAUCCACAAGACUGGCUACGCUCCGAGAACCUCCUGCCCCACCAAACAGUGGAGAAACUCACUAAAUGGACAGUGUAUCAAGAUGAUGAACAUGCUCACAUUAUUCCAACCCAUAAUGGCAGAGGGCCAUGGGAAUCUGAAGAUCCGACGCAAAACAUGCUAGAGGAGAGACUUAACAGCACACAGGUAAUGAUGCCAGGAAGCAGCCAGGCUGUGGAGGUGGAUGAGGUGGAAGAUUUGGCACAGCUGGAAGAGGUGUGUGAGAGUUCUGUUCUGCUAAAUCUGAAGAAGCGAUUUCAUCGGGAUUCUAUUUAUACAUAUAUUGGCAAUAUGCUCCUGUCCAUCAACCCCUUCAAGCCUAUCAACAUUUACACUGAAGAACUGAGGCUGCAAUACCAGGGUAAAGAGAAGCACAAUAAUCCACCUCAUAUAUAUGCCACAGCGGAUGCUGCCUUUUGCCAGUCUCAGAAUACCACGCAGGAGCACUGCAUUAUCAUAAGUGGACAAAGUGGAUCAGGCAAGACAGAGGCCACCAAGCUUAUUGUCCACUACCUGAGUUCCAUGUAUCAGGGCAGAAAUGAUAAAUUGCGACAGCCAAUGGAGGUUUUGCCCAUUCUUGAGAGCUUUGGUAAUGCCAAAACAAUACUGAACAAUAACUCCAGCCGAUUUGGAAAGUACCUACACAUCCACAUACUCCAGGGUGUUGUUGUCGGGACGUCGCUGUCGAAAUAUCUUCUUGAAAAAUCGCGAAUUGUCUUUCAGACUAAAGAAGAAAGAAACUAUCAUGUGUUUUAUGAGCUGUUGGCUGGGAUGAAUGAGUGGGACAAGCAAGAUCUUUACCUGCAAGGAGCUGAAACUUACUUCUACCUCAACCAGGGCAGGGCAUGUGAGCUGCUAGGUAAACAUGACAAGCAAGAUUUCAUACUCUUGGUCCACUGCUUGGAGACAAUUGGUUUACAUGCAGAUCAGCUUGCAACAAUCUGGGCCAUUCUCUCAUCGAUCCUGCAGCUGGGCAACAUUUGCUUUAGCUCUUAUGAGAGUGAAUCGUUUGAGGUUGCCCGUAUUUUUAGUGAAGCUGAAGCUCGGAGAGUGGGAAACCUCCUUCAGGUGUCUGCUGAGGCCCUGCAGACGGUCAUCACACACCGGGUGACUGAAACAACUUAUGAUAGGAUCUACUGCCCUCUAUCUGUGGAAAGUGCCAUUGAAUCCAGAGAUGCGAUUGCCAAGACGCUGUACUCUGUGCUGUUUGACUGGCUGCUUGAACGCAUCAAUGAGUGGCUUAUCCCCACAGAGAUGGACAGCACCGUUGGGAUUGUGGAUAUUUAUGGCUUUGAGGACCUGUGUGUGAACAGUUUUGAGCAGCUGUGCAUAAACUUCGCCAAUGAGCAGCUGCAGCAGUUUGUGAACAGAGCCCUGGUGGCACAAGAGCAGGAGGAAUACAGUGCAGAGCACAUCCAGUGGUAUCCUAUAGUUCUGGAAGAUUCUAAUGGCUGUCUGGAUCUCAUCUCAGCACGACCGUACGGCAUCUUGCGCAUCCUGGAUGACCAGACUUCCCUUCCUCAAGCUACAGACCACACAUUCCUGCAGAAAUGUCACUAUCACCAUGGCAACUGUCCCUACUACACCAAGCCUAAAAUUCCUCUGCCAGUGUUCACAAUAUAUCACUAUGCCGGGGCUGUCACGUACCAGGUUCACAACUUUCUAAACAAAAAUCACGACCAGUUUCGCCCUGAAGUUUUAGAGCUGUUUGCCCGCAGUCGCUUACAGAUGGUGUCGGGUCUCUUCCGAAAGGUUCAGGAGCGUUACAUCCAGCAGAAGGAGCUGGGAAGAGCAAGAGGUUACAGGAACCAGAUGUCAACCGUCGCUGCUAACUUUCAGCAGUCGCUUACAGAGCUCACCACCCGUUUAGAGAGAUGUAAAACUACAUUCAUACGAUGUUUUAAGCCAAACUAUGUUAAGCUUCCAGGCAUAUUUGAUGUAGACUACAUAACCACACAGCUGAGGCAUGGAGGGAUACUGGAGACUAUUCACAUACGAAAAGAAGGAUUCCCGAUUCGUAUACCCUUCGCCCAGUUCAUGGAGAGGUAUGGUGUGUUACUGUCCCAGAGACCUGUAAACCAGUCUCUUGAAGAGCAGGUGGUGACUCUACUAGAAACUAUUGGAGCAGAGGACGGCCAGUACCAGCUAGGACUUACUAAAGUGUUUCUGAAGGAGACUCUGUACCAGCGGGUGGAGGAAAAAUGGAGUAGCACUCAAACAUGGGCAGCAGUCACCAUCCAAAGAAACAUCCGUGGCUUCAUCUGCCGAAGAAACUUUCAGUUCUUUAAAAAAAAGGCUAUCGUCAUCCAGUCCCACAUCAGAGGCCACCAGGCUCGGAAGUACUUCAAGCAAAUGAAGCAGUGCUUCACUCAGUUCUGGGCAACUAUGAUGAUCACCAGAAACACCAUCAAGAGACGUCACUGGAAGGAACAUACUGAUAGAAGCAGAGUGAAGGAAGCAGCAAAACCUACAUCUAGUUCUUCGGAGAUGGAUGUGGGAAUAUUGGAGAUCCCGGCAGAGCUGUCGGCCAGAUUACGCAGUUCAUUAGGACGUCCUCAAGGCUCAGGGGUGUCAGAAGUAGCUCCGCCGCAGGUCAAAGCAGACCACAAUCUCUCACUGCCCUUGGACAUUGACAGACAUCCUUUCUCUCAAUAUGCCAACACGGUCCUGAAGGAUGGAUGGUGCCAAGCACAAGGUUACCCACUUCAGAGGCCUUUGACGUCCCUGGAUCAUGAGGAUGCCCGUACAGCUUUGGAAAUCUACAAACUGAUCCUGCGCUUCACAGGGGACUCAGAUCUGAAUGGCUGGCAGGAGCAGAUGUUGGGGAACUACAUUGUGGAGAAGAGUCAAACUCGGCCCAGCAUCAGAGAUGAGAUUUUGGCCCAGCUGGUAUACCUCACUUGGGAUGGGGAUAGACAGGAGACCAACCUGCGUGGCUGGUUACUUCUGGCCUGCUGUCUGAGUGCCUUCACACCCUCUCCUGACCUGGAGAAACCCCUGCUCAAGUAUGUGUCAGACCGGGGUCCGGGUGAAUACCGCUCUCUGUGUCAACACAAGCUCCUCACGUCUUUCCCAUUGCCCUCACCGGCCUGCAGACGGCACCCGCCCACUCAACUGGAGUGGACAGCCAAUCAGAGGAAAGGAAAGAUGGUACUUGAGGUCAACACUUUCAAUGAGGAAAAGUUAGCAGUGGAGGUGGAGUCUUGGACAACAGGAGAAGAGCUGGCCUCUUGGAUUCUUAGCUACAGAGGCCUGUCUAACGCUACACAAGGCUGGUCUGUGUCUCUGCUGGCUGACGAGGGCUGGACGGACCUGACAGGUUGUGAUUUUGUGAUGGAUCUGUUGGCUGGAGUGGAGUCUGAUGUUCCCAUGGGUCACCCGUCUGCGGAGAAUGAUUACCUAUUCAGUGACACCAGUGACAGGAUGGAAAGCACAGACAUGGAUGACUUUAUUCCUCCUGCUCCCUCGAUGCAAGCCCCUGGUCUGCCCUCAUUUGAAGCAUCUCAUUGGAACACAUAUGAACCCUUGUCCACUUACCAGGGAUCUCAGGGACGGCAGAUGGAUUCGUAUGUUGAUGACAUCUUUGAUCCUGUGUUUGAUCAAGGUCCUCCGGACUUUGACCGCAUGGCCAUGCUGAAUCGCAGAAUGAGAGGUGGAGGGGGUAUGAUGCCCAGCAUGUACACUGGAGCAGGUACACCAGUAUAUCCUAUAAUUGACACUAUGCUUUAUUUUGGGACUGAACUAGGAAUGCCAAUGAAUCCUGCCAUGGCUGGCUAUGGUGCCACACCAAUGAUGCCAAACAUGAUGCCCGCUACCAUGCCCAUGAUGCAGCCCAUGCCACCUAUGAUGAUGCCAACUGCCAUGCCUCAAGCCAUGCCUGCUGUCAACCCACAGCAAAUGGAUCAACAGCAGGCCUUCAUCAACCAACAGGCCCUGCUUUUGGCACAGCAAAUGACCAUGCAGGCGAUGUCACUGUCUCAGAAACAGCAGCAGGAUGAGAUGCGCAGGCGUGAGUCACAGAGACAGUCUCCACGCCAGCGGCGGCGCUCUCCUCCGCGCGCACGCUCACCUUCACGCUCACCCUCACCCAAACCUCGAAGCCGACCCCAGAGCCAAAGAACCAAUCAUCAGACCCCCAAACAAGCCCCAGAGCCCCUUCCAAAACCCCGCAGCCCUGAGUCCCAGCCUGUGACUGAGAGGGAUCUUAGGGCCCCAGAAGAUCACGGGUCUUUCAAAGAAAAGAGGGAUUUUUUUCAAAAGAUUGGUACGUCAGACACACGGCCAAAGCCUGCGCCAAAGGUUGCGAAGCCACUGAUUUAUGCCAAUCCACCGGUGUCCAAACCCAAAUCACCACCUCCAGGAAAGACUCAAGUUAAACCUCUCCCAGAAAUUCCUCAAGUCCAAGAAUCUCGACGAGCAUCUCCAGAACCCACAUCUCCUAAACCAGAGCCAACCAGUAACAUAAGAGAAAUCAUUAAGCAGUACCAAAACCGGCCCAAUCCAGAACCUAAAGCCUACGAGCCUGUCAGGGUUCCAGCCAAACAAUUUCUAAAGAAAAAUGACCCCAAAGACGAGGCACUAGCCAUUCUCAAAUCUCAGGGCCCUGUCAGUCAUCAGAAGAAACAGUGGGUAGAGAAGCCCCCUUCACCCCCUCAGCAGCUUGAGUCCCGUGGACCUCGCUCCAUCUCCAAUAGCAUGAAACAGAAGCAGCUUUCGCUAGCUGAUCUCUUCGGUUCUCAGCGCUCUCAGCCUCUGCCUCGUGUUCGUGAAUCCAUCCCUCCUCCACCGCCCCGCAUCCCUGACCCACCGCUACAGCCUGCACCUGCUCUCAAUCAGCUCAACAGGAUGGCAGAGGAGGAGAGCGUUCGCUCCCAGUUGCACAAAUUCUCAGCCAGCGUCUACUUUUCAUAUCCCAGUAUGCCUGGCAAACUGUUCCUUCGCAAGGAGCUGUUUUAUCCCAGGGAAAAAUUCAACCACCCGUACUCCCUUAAUUUACUCUGUGAGCAGAUCAUGCGAGACACUUACUCUGAUUCUUGUCUGAGGAUUUCACGUGAGGAACGGCGUAAAAUGAAAGACCUGUUGGCGAGCUUCCAUAUUGGAACCAAUAUCAGAUCUUUAGAUGAUGCUAUGAAGAAAAGAAUCAUCAUGGCAGCGAGAGACAACUGGUCCAACUACUUUGCACGUCUCUUUAAUGUGAAGGUUGGGAAUGGAGGAGAUGCUCAGAUGCUGGGAGUUUCUCAUAGAGGAAUCAGAUUGCUGAAGGUUGCCAGAGCUUCAGGAAUAAACCCCAAACACCUCAAAGUGCUCCACAGCUUUAGUUAUUCACUGGUGUUGUCAGUACAGCAGAAAGGGACCGGUAAAGUUGUGAUCACUCUGAGCAGUGAGGAAUUGGAACUGCAUUCCCAACAGGCACCACAAAUCGCUGCUGUUAUUCGCCUCUUCCUCAUGGAGCUGAUUAAGAACUCAGAGUAUGUGAUCGCGGUGAAAAGCUAUGUAACAGAUGACAAGAGCUUGCUGAGCUUCCACAGAGGUGAUGCCAUUAAACUCCUGAACAUGGACGGACUCAAGGAUGGAUGGAUGUUUGGUUCGAGUGGAGGCCGUUCGGGACUCUUCCCAGUGGAUGUCACUCAGCCUUGUGCUCCACCAGAUUACCACAGCAGCAAUAUGGACCGACAGCUGGAACGGAAAAAGAGUAUGAGAGUCACCAGCUCUUCCCGCAUCGUACCAUCCAAUGGCUCCAUCAAUAAUAUGCCUGCAAAUGUUGCUGAAACCAACACACAAACAAAUGGGUCCAUCUACAACAUGUCUGGUGCCCGUUCAGUGGCCGGUGGCAGUGAAUACAGUGUGGAAGUGGCCUCAAUCCAGAGAUCUGAACCAGAACGUGAGCAGUUUAUCAUGACGGAGUUCGCCAGCAAGUUCUUCACAGUAGCUAUCAACAGAGGUAACAUGAGAAAUCUUAAUGAGAUGGUGGAAUACACUCCUAAUCCCAUUCAGGAAUCGCUGAUCCUUUUCUCAGACAGUGAACUCACUCGCCUGGGUGCGCAAAGCUUCAUGGUUUUGAUGCAGUUUAUGUUGGAUCAGCCUAUGAAGAAAAAUCAGACAGAAGGGGACUGUGUUAACUUCAUUUUGCAGCUGGGAAAAGAGAAGGAGUUCCUGAGGGAUGAGCUUUACUGUCAGGUCAUCAAGCAGACCACCAAACAUCGACUCAAGGAGAACUGUACCCGUGGCUGGCGUUUGUUCAAUCUGGUGACUGGAUUCUUCCCUUGUUCCAACACUCUUCUUCCAUAUUGCACUCGCCAUCUGGACACCAUCAUUCAAGAUGCCAACCACCCAUUUCAAGAACUGGCAAAUAUGUGUGCAAAGAAUCUCCAACGGUCACUCGUUUUCGGAGGACGUAGACACAUUCCUUCACAUUCUGAGAUGGAGGCUAUUUUGGUUGGAAGAAACUCUCGUCGGCUACCCAUCAUGCUUCCUGGUGGAACCGAGUUUGCCUGCAAGAUUCGCAGCUUUAGUGUUGCAUUUGAGGUGGUACAAGACUUUUGCACUGAGAUGGGCAUCAUGAAUCCAGCUGAAAUGAAGGAGUUUUCUAUCCAUGCCGCAAAAAAAGGGGGUGAUGUGACACGUCCAAUUCACUCGGAUGAGUAUCUGUUUGACUUCCUGUUGGACGACGGCUCGAUCACCCUCUCCUUUAAACGACUGAUCUGGAAACAGCCGCUCCAGUUCAGCAAUGAUCUUUACCUGGAGUUCCACUACCAGCUGCUUGUGGCCAGUUAUCUGGAAGGGAGGAUGUUUCUGUCGACGAACAGUCCUACAGUCUACCAGCAGGUGGCAGAACUGACCGCUCUUCAGCACCUUGCGCUUGGACUAAAUAAUCUGCCCUCAAAUGCUGAGAUAAAGCAGUAUCAUCCCCGGAUGGAAGGACUCAAUUCCACUGAUGAAAGACUCCUUGCAACGAUACGAGCUCAGUUUUCAACCCUAGGCCCCAUCAGCCCUCUUGAUGCCAAAGCUCGGUUUAUCAAAAGUGUCAGUUUGCUGCCUCUCUUUGGUUUUGACAUCUUCACCGCUCAGAAAGUCAGUCAUCGCAGCUGUCCUUCGCCUUCCCUGGUCGCAGUCAACCAUGAAGUCAUAACCGUCCUCGAUCCUAAAACACUGAAUGCGUGUUUGACGAUGUCCAUGGAGGAUGUGCAGUCCUUGCGCUCAAUCCGUCCCAAAAAAGACAAGCUGCCAUCAGUUGAGAUCAGCUUCGGUGGCCAGACUCAACACAAGACUCUCAGCUUCAAUCUCAAGCAGGCAAAAGAGCUGUGUCACACCAUCGCUGUGAUCAUGGAAGAGGUGGUGAAACCGUCCUACAGCAGCAUGCCCAGUCGAGCCGGGACCCCACAUUAAACAACCAGCAUACACAAACUUUACACAACAUCCCACGACUCACCCUGAAGAUCAAAUAUAUCUCCUGCCAUGAAACAUUACAGACAUUAUUUGUAAUAAACAUGUAUUAACGUUUACAGAAUAGCAAGACUAAUACUUGUGAAAUAUUGAAUUCAUCACAGCCAGUGUCUAGAGAGAAGUAUACAGUUUAUAUGAUUUACUUAAAACGUUUUUAACAAUUUGAAUUGAUUUGUUAUAAAAAUAUUUAAUGAAAUAAUGCUUUAUUUUUGAACAUGAUGUGUUUAGUUUAGUAUACGUUUAUACCACCAAAUGGGGGAUAAUUUGUGGUUUAUAUUUAUUGUAAGGAUGAUCUAUUUUAUAUAUGUGCACUAAUCAUGGUUAAUUAUUUGUGUCUAAAUUGAAGGUAAUUGAUUAGUGAGUACAGAUGUUAGACUAUUUAAAAUAUUAAAGUAUAAAAAGCCUUCUAAAGUGUAUUUUUCAUUGUUUUUCAAUAAAAGUUGUCUGCUAAAUCUUCUUAAUCCUCUUUCAGAAAACUGAGAUAUCAUUAUGAUUUGAAUUUGUGUGCAAAUAUACAUUUAAAGAGCCAUAUUUCUAAUUUAUUUUUUACUAUGUAUCAAAAAUAAAAAUAACUGAGAGAUAAA